UCCAACUUCAAACAAAAUCUACUCGUUCCCAACAACAUGGACAGACAAAUCACGUGGGCUGAGAUCUUGGAUGAAUAUGAGGCCCGGGAGUCGGCGUGCCAGUCGACCACGUGGGGGGACGUUAUGGAUAAGGUGGACCCUUUCCCAGGCCAAAGUUACAAGAAUCGCUCCCCAAAGAGGAUAAUUGGGGAGUUGAAGGACGUCAGCGGGAUGAAGCAUCUCCAGGAAAAGAACCUUAGCAAAGAAAGAUGCACCAUGGAAGAGGAGCGCCUCUUGAGCUUUGGAGAAGAGGGCUUCCAAGCAGAGAAGAUGGAUAAGAAGACAGAGGUGGAACAGGAAGAGGAGAAGGUGGAGGAAGAGGUUGAGGAGGAACAGGAGGAGGGAAUGGAGAAGACAGAGAAUGGAGAGAAGAUG
Messenger RNA from Lethenteron reissneri (Far Eastern brook lamprey), 414 nucleotides. RefSeq names its product glutamic acid-rich protein-like. The record is from RefSeq and is a predicted model, not a curated record. Lineage: Eukaryota; Metazoa; Chordata; Hyperoartia; Petromyzontiformes; Petromyzontidae.